AUGACGCCAACGCCUCCUUCGGCUACCAUCUCAUCCACCAGUCGGUCUCCCGAACCACAGUUCCGGGUUGUCCGUAAGAGAAACAGAGUUCCUCUAAGUUGUUACCCUUGCCGGACAAGAAAGAAGUGUGACAGGUCUCACCCAUGUAGCAACUGCACCAAGCGUGAAGGGGCAGACACUCUUUCCUGCUCUUACGCCGCCCCCGUAUCCCGCAGGAAGAACCAGAGUCAAGGGGAGCCCAGUCCAGAUGAUAUGCAGAACCGCAUCGACAGGUUAGAGGGCCUCGUCUUGUCGUUGAUGCACGGCGGAGGCACUGUCGACGUGCCCUCGUUACCUGGUGGGUCCUCGGUCUCGUCAUCGGGCGGCGCUGCUUCCAACCCCUCGCCGUCAACUGCAGACACCAGCUCGUUGCCGGCCAAAGCUGAAGGACACGAUGACGGCGCCAUGCAGGAUGAGGAUGAGAGCGAUGUUGACGGCGAUCUGGCGCAAUCUAUGGGCAUUCUGAAGGUGCUGGAUUCAACUCGGGCAAAGCAUGUCUAUCUCGGGGAGCAACAUUGGUACACAGUCCUCUCCGAGAUCUCCGAGGUUAAAAACUACUUUGCAAACCACAAGAAGGACCUGGAGAGCGGCUACGAGAGGAUCAAGCAGACCAAGCCCCCGAACGCGCAACAACCACCCAUCUUGCUGAUGGGCGCCACUCCCGCCAGUGAGGUUGAGCUCCGAGCGGAGCUGCCGCCAAAGUCGAUGGUCAUGGCAUUGUGCAAGAGGUAUUUCCAUUCGAUAGAGAACGCCGCCAACGUUAUCCACGUGCCGACAUUCGAGGAGCAGCUCCGCAAGCACUGGCAAGACCCAUCCAAGACGCCCAUCAUGUGGCUGGCUCUGCUGUAUGCAAUCCUGUGUAUGGCAAUGCUGAGCUACCACAAGGUUGGAGAUGAGCCAGCCGAAUGGAAGGGCCGUACGCUCGAGCUGGCGGAUGAGUACCGCCUAAGGACGGUGCAGUGCUUGAUUGCCGGCGACUACACCAAACCGGGACAGUACACGGUGGAAGCCAUGACGCUGUACUCCUUUUGCGAGUAUUCGUCUCGCUGGGACGCGGACUUGAGCUUGUGGAUCAUCCUAUCCAUGGUUGUGAGAAUCGCGUUCCGGAUGGGCUACCACCGAGACGGGAAGUACUUUCCCGAGCUCACGCCCUUUGAAGCGGAGAUGCGACGCAGGAUCUGGGCAGUCGUUAGGAUGCUCGACGUUUUCUUUUCGCACCAGAUAUCUCUGCCUAGCAUGAUCAAUGAAAAUGACUGCGACGCCGAGUUGCCCCACAACAUCUUUGACGAGGAUUUCGGGCCGGACACAAAGGUGCUGCCCCAAUCUCGGCCCAAUGCUGAGCCGACGCCUAUCAGCGGCCUGAUAUUCAAGCUCAGGUACACUCUCCAGCUUGGAGCCAUCCUGCAGGCGACAACCAGGGUGAAGAACCAGGUGCACUACGACGAGAUCCUUCGCUUUGACGCCAAGUUGCGCGACAUCAGGGCCGAGCUGCCGCCCCAUCUGAAGAUGCAGCCGCUUGGGGGACCCGAGGUGCCCAUGUCGUUGGUCAUGGGGCGGUUCAACUUGGACAUUCUCUAUUUGAAGAUUAUGUGUCUCCUCCACAGGAAAUACAUACCUCGGGCGAGACAUAACCCCCGAUAUGCGCACUCUCGGCGCAGCGCCAUCGAGGCGUCACUGGAGACGUUGCGACACCUGGCGACGCUGCACCGAGAGUCGCAGCCAAACGGGCGGCUGGCGUCCAUCAAGUGGUUUGUGAAGUCGGCGGCGGCCAAGGACUUCCUCCUUCCGGCCAUGCUGAUCGCACUGGACUUGCAUUUUGACAAUGCUAGCCAGGGUCCGGAGGGGGGACGGCGGGACUCGCACUACACGCGUUUCUGGACCCGAGAGCAGCGCCAAGAGAUGAUCUGCAGCCUCGAGCUUACGAGGGACGUCUGGAAGGGACUCACGGACAGCUCGAUGGAGGCCCUCAAGGCGUACAAUAUCAUCAACGUGAUGCUCACCAAGAUCAAGAGCUCCGGGGAUCCGGACGGGCCGGCAACUUCAGCAAUGUUUGGAGGAGGCAGAGACUCCAUAGGGAUGCAGGCGGCGCAGUCAGCCGCCAUGACGCCGGGCAUGCUCUCCAGCGGCGGGAUGGUGCCUGAAGCGUCAACGGCAUUCAACGGAGUGCAGACGUCGGUGAGCCCCACGUAUGCGGCGGCGGUCAACCUGAACUACGGCGCGGCCCUUGCUGGCAUGGGCCCUAGUCCGGGAUCGAGCACGGGUACGGCGAUGGGAGGCGGCGUCACCGCAGCAUCCGAGUUUCCCAACCCGAUGCUAGGGUUCGAUGGCGUGCAGUCUCCAUUGAGCAUGUUUGAUAGCAUGGCGAGCAGCAACAUGGACUAUUCCAGCAACUUCGAUUGGGACUCGUUUGAGAGUUACGCGCAAACUGCGCACUGGGGCACCGAGUCGGUGCCGUUCUUUUCCGGCAACGCGGAACCGUCACAGCAACAGGCGCCGGCAGAUGGUGCUCAGGCAGCAUAUCCCUACGGCUUAGAUCUCACGGGACUCGGAGCAAUCUGA
Molecule: messenger RNA, 2598 nt
Organism: Chaetomium strumarium
Lineage: Eukaryota; Fungi; Ascomycota; Sordariomycetes; Sordariales; Chaetomiaceae
Product: fungal-specific transcription factor domain-containing protein
Exons: 4
Coding region: 1-2598 (865 amino acids)
Biological process (GO): regulation of DNA-templated transcription; DNA-templated transcription
Molecular function (GO): DNA-binding transcription factor activity, RNA polymerase II-specific; zinc ion binding; DNA binding
Source: RefSeq, a predicted model, not a curated record